GGUUGGAACUUCCCAGCCAAUGCUGGCAUGGCUAUCCACUACAGUUCUUGGUUGCAAUGGCUGUGUUUUGUCUAGAAAAUAAGUCAUAGCUCUUCUUCCUAUCUUCUGGCUCUUACAUUCUUUACAUUCCUCUUCCACAGUGCUUCCUGAUUCUUAGAGGUAUUCGAGAAGGAAUGAACACUCAACUAUACUUAUCAGCAUCAUAUACAGCCAUGAGUCUAUAUUCACCAACAUCCCCUCGAAAGAGUCUCCUCCGAUUAAGGCUGAGAGUAGCAGUUGUCUGUGGGUACAUGGAUAAUGCCUUUCUUACCUGCUGCACAGUAACUGGAGACUAAAUGCUUAACCAGUCCACUUGAGUAUGGUCUGAAUAUGCGUUGUUUGGCAGCUCGGGUCAACUAUAAGACUUUGAUUAUCAUCUGUGCGCUAUUCACCUUGGUCACAGUACUUUUGUGGAAUAAAUGUUCCAGCGACAAAGCAAUCCAGUUUCCUCGGCACUUGAGCAGUGGAUUCAGGGUGGAUGGAUUAGAAAAAAGGACAGCAGCAUCUGAAAGUAACCACUAUGCCAACCACAUAGCCAAACAGCAGCCAGAGGAGGCAUUUCCUCAGGAGCAACAAAAGGCACCCCCUGUCGUCGGGGGCUUCAGUAGCAAUGGGGGAAGCAAGGUGUUGGGGCUUAAAUAUGAGGAGAUUGACUGCCUCAUCAAUGAUGAACACACAAUCAAAGGGAGACGAGAAGGGAAUGAAGUUUUUCUUCCAUUCACUUGGGUAGAGAAAUACUUUGAUGUUUACGGAAAGGUGGUCCAGUAUGAUGGCUAUGAUCGAUUUGAAUUCUCUCAUAGCUAUUCCAAAGUCUAUGCACAGAGAGCCCCUUACCACCCUGACGGUGUGUUUAUGUCCUUUGAAGGCUACAAUGUGGAAGUCCGAGACAGAGUCAAGUGUAUAAGUGGAGUUGAAGGUGUGCCAUUAUCUACACAAUGGGGACCUCAAGGCUAUUUCUACCCAAUCCAGAUUGCACAGUAUGGGCUAAGUCAUUACAGCAAAAAUCUAACCGAGAAACCCCCUCAUAUAGAGGUAUACGAGACAGCAGAAGACAGGGACAGAAAUGUCAGACCUACUGAAUGGACCGUGCCCAAGGGGUGCUUCAUGGCAAGUGUGGCUGACAAGUCUAGAUCCACCAAUGUUAAACAGUUUAUUGCUCCAGAAACCAGUGAAGGUGUGUCUUUACAGCUGGGAAACACAAAAGACUUCAUUAUUUCAUUUGACCUCAAGCUCCUAACAAAUGGGAGUGUGUCUGUGGUUCUGGAGACCACAGACAAGAAUCAGCUCUUCACUGUGCAUUAUGUCUCAAACACCCAGCUAAUUGCUUUUAAAGACAGGGACAUAUACUACGGCAUUGGGCCCAGAACUUCGUGGAGUACAGUUACCAGAGACCUGGUCACUGACCUCAAGAAAGGAGUGGGUCUUUCCAACACAAAAGCUGUCAAGCCAACCAAAAUCAUGCCCAAAAAAGUGGUUAGGUUGAUUGCAAAAGGGAAGGGCUUCCUGGACAACAUUACCAUCUCAACCACAGCCCACAUGGCUGCAUUCUUUGCUGCUAGUGACUGGCUAGUGAGGAACCAGGAUGAGAAAGGUGGCUGGCCAAUUAUGGUGACUCGGAAGUUAGGGGAAGGGUUUAAGUCUUUAGAACCAGGGUGGUACUCUGCUAUGGCACAAGGGCAGGCCAUCUCUACAUUAGUCAGGGCCUAUCUUCUAACAAAAGACCAUAUAUUCCUCAAUUCAGCUUUAAGGGCAACAGCCCCAUACAAGUUUCUGUCAGAGCAGCAUGGAGUUAAAGCCGUGUUCAUGAAUAAACAUGACUGGUAUGAAGAAUAUCCAACUACACCUAGCUCUUUUGUUUUAAAUGGCUUUAUGUAUUCUUUGAUUGGACUGUAUGACCUAAAAGAAACAGCGGGGGAAAAGCUUGGGAAAGAGGCAAGGUCCUUGUAUGAGCGUGGCAUGGAAUCUCUUAAAGCCAUGCUGCCCUUGUAUGAUACUGGCUCUGGAACCAUCUAUGACCUUCGCCACUUCAUGCUGGGCAUUGCUCCCAACCUGGCCCGCUGGGACUAUCACACCACCCACAUCAACCAGCUGCAGCUGCUCAGUACCAUCGAUGAGUCACCAAUCUUCAAGGAAUUUGUCAAGAGGUGGAAAAGCUACCUUAAAGGCAGCAGGGCAAAGCACAACUAGAGCUUGAAACCAAAAGCACGUUCCAGCCUCUUCUGAACUCCCGCGCACCGCACAUUUAAGAUGGUGUGUGUCCGGGGUUUGUGGGUCACAGCAACGUGAGAAGAGACCCUUAAAGUUAGUCUUCUGAAACAAUUGCAUUCCAUGGGUCAGGUGCUUAGAAAUGUUUAGUUGGUUCGCUGAACAAAUAUGUGAUUUCUGCCCUGCUCAUCACUUAGGCCUCCCUGCAGAGUCCUUUGCAGUCUGUGAAAGAAAACGGUAAGUCGCCGCUGCUAGCCUGCUGCCCAGCACUUACCUAAAUCUUAGUAUGGAGUGCUUUUAAAAUGUGAUUAUUUAUAUUUAUGCUGAAUGCAGGCUUUUAGAAAACAGUGUGCUGUACUGCAGUAAAUGUGCGUAUAGCCUGGGUCGUGAACUGUGUAUUUUCAGUGUUUCUUUCCUGUAGGUUCAUUUCUUGGGAGGGAGUGAGCAUUUGUUGCAUUUGUUCAUUUAUAUAUGGAAAAUAUUUUGAAUUAUGGUUUUCUUGAACUAUGUAUAUUUAAACAGCCUGUGUUCAGGUCUCAUGGUCACAUAACAUAAGCACAACUAAAAUGAAACUUGUUGACUGCACAAGAAAUUACAGACAUGCUGUUUUAUGAAACUUGAUCUACAAUCGGUAGAAAUUUGAUAAUCAUCUUCCCACCUUUGCUCCCAAUGCACUGUCUUUGUCACUGUCUAGAACAUUGCAUUGCAUUUCAUACUACACCUUGGUAGUUUUGUCCAUUUGAGGACAUUACCCAGAACAUUAAUUAUAAGUCUAAAUUUGUGACAGACCUAAUGAUUUGAAGCCUACCGUCGGUCCCUUUUAGGACUUCCCCCCCCCCUUAAAGACAAUUACUGGGUUAAAUGGUAUGUUCAGGAGUCACGGUAAAGCUUGUCCUGCCUGGAUUGUCACUUUUACAUCACUGCUGCUGUCCUCAUUGCAUUGUUUCUCUGAAACUUAAUUUGAAUGAUUCCAGCACUGAAACAGAAGAGAUGCUCCUGUGUCUGCUGUUCUCUGCAUCAGAUCUAUGCCAUGGGCAGUGUCUGCUGUAGGGCUUCAGGCAUUAGCUAAAAACAACAAGGAUUGGGUUUGCUCUGGUUUGUGUUUAUGGUGUGAUAAUAUGGAGAUAGUUAGGAACACUAUCUCACACUUUCUAGGGACAAACAAUGGAGCUUAUCCAUGCUACCUGUCAGAUGCACCUUUAAGAGCCAGGUGGAUGAUUUGCCUCCACAUUGGACUUCCUUUGAAUUCAGCUACCAAGUACUGUUGAAACUGGAAUAUAUAUAUUCCAUAUACAUAUAUUUAUAUGUAUAUGAGAUGCAUAUAUAUGUAUUAGAUGCAUAUACACCCAUACAUAAAUGAUACAUAUAUAAAGUAUAUUGGCAUCAAAGGAGACUGGAAGAUCUGUACUAAAGAUAAAAGCAAUAUUAAAUUGUUGAAAAACAAGUAUAAACUCCCAGUUUAUAUGACCACACCUUAAUUUUGCCUACAACGAAACCAGUGUGGUCGUUAGGUUCCCCAGCUUUUACCUUUGUGGUUUUCACACACGUAUUUUAGCAAUGUCUGGACAUGCACAUUUGUCUCAGCAAUAGAAAUGAGGACUCCCUUUUUAUUUUCAGUACUGGUGUUCAAAGCAAGCCUCCCCACCUAGGAACACUGUUCCCUCUAUUAGAUGUGUUACCAGAGUGAUCCCGACUUUGCUUUAUGUUUGCAUACUGGUCUUCAGAUGAGAGGGGUCAGUGAAAUCAUUACGGUACUGCUUUCGUGACAAACACCAGUGCCUUUACCAAUGUGGCUGUCCUUUUCCACUGAAGAGGGAUGGUUGGUUUGGUUUGUUUAUGGUGUAGACAUGGCAGUUUGCUGCUGUUGCUUUUCCACUGCCUUCCACAUUGCAACAGCGACUUGUCUUGUGAUCCCAGAUUCCCUGAGAGGUCACAUUGAGCCUGUGGCAGCACUGUCAGUGCUUGGCUUCCCAGAUUGAAGAUGCCUCUGUCACCCGGGAGUUUACAGCAUGAGACUCUGGGUGUGCAGGAAGUCUGCCUGCAAAGUGGGAUCCACAGCAUGUCUGACAGAUGGGGUGACGCUGCUUCGGGAGAUCUGGGCAUAUGUAGAGCGCUGCCUGGGACCCAUGCAUUUUUGCCUCUAGAAAACUACCAAGUUUCCUAGGUUUUUAAAUCACGUAAAUGUUUACGUAUCCUGAGUAUAGAGAGAAUGGGAAGGGUAUUUUAAGUUUUUGUUGUUUCUUUAAAUUUUUCUUUAAAAAUAUCGGUUUGAUUCACUUACCUGAGUUAGCUUCCAUGUUGAAUCUAUUGCCACUUCAGUAGUAAAACCAGCCAAAAGUUUCUAGACAAAGGGCAGGUUUGACUCUCUAGGAGUUACUGUAUAUAACAGCUUCAUCAAGAGCCACGCAGCAUCCUGAGCAAGUGCAGAAAUGGCACAAGCACGCUCUGCAGAUGUGGCGGGACUCAUCUUUUUUGGUGUACAGACUCUCACCAAAAGCUGCUGGUUUUGUCCUUGUCCUUGUUCCCUUGCUUCUCCUCCAUUGUACAUGUGGGUAUAUGCCAUGUGUCAAAUAUGCAAUAACGUGUUUACCGGAUGCCCUUCCAAAGGGUGGUCCUCUGUAAAGCUGUACAGACUUUGCAGUCCAAGCACAAUGUGCACAUGUUAGUUUUAUAUACAGCGAAACUUGAUUUUUUCAAAUGGAAAGGUAUUUUGUUUCUAUACAAAGUUAAAUGGGUUGUUUGUGCUUAAUGUAAAGCUGCUUUAUAAAAUUGUAAAAUAAAGUUUUUAUCUUGAAAAGAAA
Molecule: messenger RNA, 5045 nt
Organism: Onychomys torridus (southern grasshopper mouse)
Lineage: Eukaryota; Metazoa; Chordata; Mammalia; Rodentia; Cricetidae
Gene: Glce
Product: glucuronic acid epimerase
Exons: 5
Coding region: 370-2226 (618 amino acids)
Biological process (GO): heparan sulfate proteoglycan biosynthetic process
Cellular component (GO): Golgi apparatus
Molecular function (GO): heparosan-N-sulfate-glucuronate 5-epimerase activity
Source: RefSeq, a predicted model, not a curated record